AAUACGAAACUGUCCCCGAGGCAGAUAUUCGGAGCUGUCGAGCCAAGUAAGAUGUCGACGGAGACUUUGGAGGCCCAGCUAGCAACAAUUGCACAAGAAAGUGCAUUCCUGAAGAAAUAUUUCUCUCUUAGGAACAAAUGCGAACAGAUGCACCAGGCAAAUGAGAAGCUGGUGAACAGGAUUCAGCAUGUUAAAAAGCUGAUUAAAAGGACAAAGAGAGAAAGGAGGUACUUAGUAAGCCGACUAGAGGAACAUGGAGACAACUUUCGUGAAGCACAGGUGCCAGUUAUGUGGGAGGAGGAUCAACUUUAUAACUUGUUGCGAUCUCCGCCUCCGUACCCAGGCUCGGGGUCUGAGGCAGAGUCGGCCUCCAAAGCUCGUCCCUCUGCGUUGUCAUCCAUACAACCUCUACUGCAGGCACACGGGAUGUCAAGUGAAGCCCCUACAAACAAAAAAGGAAAAAAAAUCAAGCAGGAGAAAGAAAAGGAUCCUCUUGCCCCUAAGAAACCUGUUAAUGCUUUCAUGCUUUUUCGUCAGCAAAGAAGAGCAGGAAUUCAAGAGGAGUAUUUUAAGGAACACAGAGAUGCUAUUUCAGCUCAUGAGUUGACAAGGAGACUGGCCUUGGAAUGGGAGAACAUGGCAGCAGAGCAGAAAAAGGUCUACCAGGACAUGUAUGAGCAGAGCAUGCAGCAGUAUGAGAUCGAGCUGCAGGAAUACUCAAUGGGCCAGUACGGGGAGACUACAGAUCCAAGGAGACCCACCAGCCCCCUGUCAGAUGCAGCCAUGACGGCACUUGAACUGGCAUCCAGAUACGGUGCUACUCUCAAUGUCAAACAGGAAGUAGACGAUUGAACACAUCACCUUCAAUCACUAUUGGUUGGUGACAAGAUCGUGACAAGAUGUGAAACAUUGAGACAGUCAGAGCAACAAUCAAGACAGUCAGAUGAGAGCAUUAUGCAAUAUGUAGUGAGUGACUAACAAGCAUUUUGACUGCUUCAGUCUGUGUACUUGACCAAGGGACAUUCUUGUAUGGAUAUAUUUUGAUGUGUUGUCCUUGUAUAUGGCUGCGGUGGACAAUGUAUUGUUUUCAGUGGCUUUAAUAAUUGUUUGAAACAAUGGACCAACUAAUACAAACAAACUGUGUGUUUGACGGCUUAGCUUCACUUACAACAGUUAUGAGUAUGUCAAUGUGUUGUCAUGGUAACCUUGUACAUUUUUCCACCCAUACUUGUAAGUUAUAGCUGUUGGUCAUGACUUGAGCAACAAAGUGUGGUGUUUCUCAUCAUGAUGCAUGGCAGUCAGUAUUAAACCCCCAAAUAUUUUAUUUUUCAAUUUUGUGACAUGCAAAUGAACAUGUCCUUGUACAGAAGAUGUAUUUUUGCUUUUGAAGGUCAUCCUAAGUUUCAUUUCUUCCUUGUGAAUUUCCCUGAUCUACUGAAAGACGUUUACAGUUUUUGUUAUUUAGUUGCUUGUCACUGUUAUAAGCCGGUAAUGAGGAUGAGUGACAGCUUGACGUGUAACACGUCUCCACUCGUUACUGUCUCUACCAUGCUGUAUCAAGGGUUCUCUGUGAGGACCUGUUGUUGCCAGUAUAUAGCAAGCGGGCUGUAUAGUGCAGAAAAUAGCUGCUGGACUGAAGGAGGAUUAGACUCAAUCAUGGCAAAUGAUUUAAGGAAUAUAAUGUGUGUGGCUUCAGCAAUAUAGGAUAUUUAACAUUAGUAAUCACAUAAACAGAUGAAAUGUUGAUGCAUCUAUGCAGUUAUGAAAGCCUUAUUGUUAUGUUUUGUGUAACCUCUGCAUGAGAAUGACAGAUCAAGUUUCAGGAAUCUUCACUUCACAUUCACGUUUAUGUCACUUAUUGAAAGAUUGACUUCCAUCUUGUUUAUUCUUACAAUAUGACUUGCGUGAAGCACUAAUAUCAGUGCCAAACAUCAAACUGUAAAAAUAACAACGUUGAUCAUGCUUUUAUAAAUACAGUACUCCAGUUUCUGAGUUCUGUAAGACAGUUAUUGUUUCAUUGAAAGAUUGUGUGCAAAAGUGAUGUUUUAAAAACAAUUUCCUGAGGUGUUUUUUGCCCUGAAUUACAACUGGCAAUGUUCAGUACUGGUUGUGUGUGUAGCUGCUGCAGACAUCAUUUAAGUAGCGCUGUAAACUCAUUUGGCACCAACCUUUGUGCUUUUCUUAUUUUAUGAGAUAUUUUCAUUCAUUUUCCUUGUGCCAUGAUACUUAAACUAUUAUGACUGUUUGGUGGUGUGAUAGCUUGUUAGAUAAAGUGUGAAAAAUGUGGUAAAAAUGCUAAAGUGAUGGAUGCAAAUAAACUAUGAAAUCUA
This is a messenger RNA of Haliotis rubra (blacklip abalone), 2330 nucleotides long. Its product is annotated as non-histone protein 10-like. Gene Ontology annotation, biological process: regulation of gene expression. The coding region runs from base 52 to 852 and encodes 266 amino acids. The transcript is spliced from 6 exons. The record is from RefSeq and is a predicted model, not a curated record. Gene Ontology annotation, cellular component: nucleus. Lineage: Eukaryota; Metazoa; Mollusca; Gastropoda; Lepetellida; Haliotidae.